UCUCUCUCUCUCCCGCGUAUUCGCUUCGUUUUGGAUUUUUUUUUUUUCGAUUUUUCUCGGAAUAAAUCCAUAAUUUUUUGGUUUUCGAUCUGGAAAUAGAGGUUUAGAUCUCGUUGGCGGGUCUAAUUGGAGUUCUUGGUUGAAAGUCAGAGUUUUUGGGUGGAUUUUGGGGGUGAAAUCAUGGUAUUUGGCAGUAGAUUUGACGAGGAUGAGCAUUGGUGAUUUGGUGGUCGAUUUGAGGGAUGAUGGGUUUGAAGAGAUGGGGGUUUGUUGUGUUUUGUUUGAUUUUUGUUUCGGUUCUGAUGCCGAGGGGCUUUAGAGGGAGGCAGCGGACGGGGGAGCUGUUGCUGGGCCUUGGGGUUUCUUCUCAGGAGGUAGAUGAGGACACGGUGGGAAGGAUGUGGAGAAAUUGUGGGCUAGAUCCUCUGAACAUAAAUAAUGUCAUGAAAGGUCAAUACCUUUCUAUCCUAAGGGACAUUAAUAGUGAUUCUGCUGAAACCAAUCUUAAACUAAGAUCUCUUAUGAAAGUUGGUAUGCAAGAGGCUGACACUUUUAUCGAGUGUAUGAGAAAGCAAGACCUCCAAUUUCAUGCAUCUGAACAGGAUGAUAAUUCAAGGAACAUGUUUGUUGAUUAUCAGGAGUCAAGACAUGGUUGGGAUCCUGCUGCUAGAAGGCAUCUGGCCAGUCAACCUUUCCAAGUCAUGGCCCCUCAUCCAGCGCUAUCUCCAUCUCCAUCUCCAUCAUCUUUAGCUCCAGGCCCAUCCCCAGAUCUUGCCUCAGUUUCAUCCCCAAGUCCUGCGGUCUACUCACCUACCCCAGCACCAGCAUUUGAUAUGCCAUCAGAAAGGCCUCCAACUCAUGAUGAUCGAUCCCCUGCCCCAACUCCUCUAGGCAAAUCAAAUUCUCACAGUGAAAACCUAAAUAGUGCUCCAGUUGCGCCACCUAAUUCACAAAGCAAUUCUAAUAAAACAAUCAUCAUUGCUGUGACCGUGACAGCAGUGGGGACAUCAAUUUUUACUGCACUUCUAUUUUGUUGCUAUAUUAGAUGUUGCAGAAAGGAUUCUAGUUCAGGAGCUUCCCAUAGAGAUGACAGACCCCUUUUGGCUUUGAGCUUAAGUGAUUUCUCAGGUUCUUCUCAAAAGUCCUAUGGUUUUGGUGGUUCAAUAAAUGGUAAUAAAUUGGGGCCUUUAUCUUUCAAGACGAGCUCGAACCAAAGUGGUCGUAUAUUAUCCUUCAAUGGUAGCUUGGGGGAAAACCCAGCGCCAGGAGUAGUCUUGGGUAUUUCAGAGUCUGAACCUGGCCCUCCUAAUGCCCUGAUUGAUUCUGCUGCACCAAAACCACCACUACCUCCCCCCGCGCCUCCAGUCCAGAAUGCUACUCCACCUCCUGUUCCUGCACCUCCAGUGCCCCCUCCGAAACCUGGGCCUCGGCCUCCUCCUCCACCAAAGAAUGCCAUUCCUCGUCCGCCACCUAAAAGUUCAAUUCCUUCAAGAGCUAAGCGUCCCGCACCUCCUGGACCAAACCACUCUGGAGAUGCUACUUCCAGUCAACAAUCUUAUGAUGAUGAUGCCAGUGGCUCUAAGACGAAGUUGAAGCCAUUCUUUUGGGAAAAGGUCCUUGCCAAUCCUGAUGAUUCUAUGGUGUGGCAUCAAAUUAAAGCGGGUUCAUUCCAGUUUAAUGAGGAAAUGAUAGAAUCACUCUUUGGUUAUAAUUCUGCUGAUAAAAGCAAGAAUGGGGGCAAUCAAGUGUUAAAAAAGAUCAAUCCUGCUCAUCAAUACAUUCAGCUUCUUGAGCCCAAGAAGUCACAAAAUUUGGCAAUUUCACUCAAGGCAAUGGGUGUGAAGGUUGAAGAAGUUUCUGAGGCACUAAUGGAAGGGAAUGAACUUCCUUCAGAGCUACUUCAGAUAUUGUUAAGAAUGGCACCCACUGAUGAUGAAGAAUUCAAACUGAGGGUAUAUACUGGUGAUGUUACCUUGCUUGGCCCUGCAGAACAGUUCCUCAAGGUCUUGGUGGAUAUUCCAUUUGCUUUUAAAAGGAUGGAUGCCUUAUCAUUCAUGGCUUCUUUCUCAGAGGAUACCUCGACCUUAAAGGAUGCUUUUGAAAGUUUAGAGGUAGCGUGCAAAGAACUAAGAAGUAGCCGUUUGUUUCGCAAGUUGUUAGAAGCUGUUCUUAAAACUGGGAAUCGUAUGAAUGUUGGCACCUUUCGUGGAGGGGCAGAUGCAUUCAAACUUGAUACACUUUUGAAGUUGUCAGAUGUUAAAGGCACAGAUGGGAAGACGACACUAUUGCACUUCGUUGUUCAAGAAAUUAUUCGAUCUGAAGGGGUCCGUGCUGCACGUAUGGCUAGUGAGCAAGGGAGCAUCUCUAGUUUGACCACUUCUAGCUUGGGUUCCUUUGAUUUAACUGAAGAUCCUCCCCAAGAAAAUGGAGACUAUUAUCAAACCUUAGGCCUUAAGGUUGUUUCUGUUUUAAGCACUGAACUUGAGAAUGUCAAAAAGGCAGCAACUUUGGAUUCUGAUGUCUUGACAAGUACAGCGGCAAACCUUGGCCAUAGAUUGGUAAAGGCAAAGGAGUUCUUGAACACAGAUAUGAAGAGUUUGGAGGAGCAAAGCGGUUUUCAUCGUUCUCUCAAGUCUUUUGUAGAACAUGCUGAAACUGAUAUUGUGUUUUUACUGGAAGAAGAGAAGAGAAUUAGAUCAUUGGUAAAAAGUACCACAGAUUAUUUUCAUGGAAAUGCUGGAAAGGAUGAAGGCUUGCGACUGUUUGUUAUUGUUCGAGAUUUUCUUGGGAUGGUAGAUAAGGCGUGCAAAGAAGUGAAAGAGUCAUCGAAUAAGAUACAGAAACAACCAAAAACCAAGGGAGAUCCAGCAAUAACAUCUCUAAAAGACCACAGGCAGCGUCUUUUCCCAGCGAUUAGGGAUCGUCGAGUGGAUAGUUCAAGUUCUUCUGAUGAAGAUUCAUAGCCUUUGUCUUAGAGGUAGCCUAAUCUAGCAUCACGGACAACUUGCGAAUCACUUCUUUUUAACCAGAGAUGAUAUCACAUGGAAUCUCCGAAAUUUCUUCCAUAAUUCUUUGAUUGAUGAACUUGGAACUGACCAAUAUCUAGUUAAGAUUGAGGAAUAAUGCAAAGAUGGGAGGAUAAAGUUGGAAAAAACAAGGUAUUGUCCAUUUGCCGCCUAGGUACAACUUGAUAAAUUACUGGUACUAAACUGUUAGCUGUUAGAUCUGUUCUUUGAUUUUGUACAGGUACCAAGGUAAGGACUUCAUUGUGUAUUAGAAACAAAACUGCUCCUUUUUAUUGAUUUCAGUUAGGGAAAAUAGAAAAGAAAUUUGUAGGUGAUGAUUUUUUUAUUUCUGAUAUUGGUUUUACAUUCAUCCAACAGAAAAAAGGACUGCUGAGAAUAUCUGUAAUGGCUUCUUGUCUGUUAAGUAUAUUAUCAGCAGUUCAAAAUUUCAUAUUAAAAGGCAAAAUC
This is a messenger RNA of Dioscorea cayenensis subsp. rotundata (Guinea yam), 3473 nucleotides long. Its product is annotated as formin-like protein 5. Gene Ontology annotation, biological process: actin cytoskeleton organization; actin nucleation. The record is from RefSeq and is a predicted model, not a curated record. NCBI's taxonomy places the organism in Eukaryota, Viridiplantae, Streptophyta, Magnoliopsida, Dioscoreales, Dioscoreaceae. Bases 243 to 2963 code for a protein of 906 amino acids. The transcript is spliced from 7 exons. Gene Ontology annotation, molecular function: actin filament binding.